UGAAAAGAAGCGCGUCUUAAGAAGGUUGUUGCGUGGUCCGAUAUCUUUAUUUUCCGCGUUGCUCGACUGCGCUUUCCCUUUGAGCCCGCGGCGCGGAGACAUCAACGUUAUUAGCGCGCAUCUCAAAUCUGGUCUUUAGUAAAACUCCAGUCAGCCCUUAACAUUUAUUGUGAGCGGUCGAAUUAGACUGGAUCCCCGCUUUAAAGCAAAGCCGAAGUAGACGCGGGCUUGGCCUUGAAAUAUGGACAGGGGCUUUUUCCCACGAAGGAAGAGGUUCCCCAGAAGAUGCCAUGAUCAGUGGUUUCAGCAGAACUAUAUACCAAAUGAAAACUUUUGGAUGGAUUCUUGGGACAUGCCACAGAAUCAGUUUCCAAAGAGACCCCCUCCAUGGCGGAACCACCACUAUCCAGACCAAGAGAGGCCCUACAACGUCGGUUUUGAUAAUUACACCCGGGGUUCCUACCAUAGGCGUCCUUACCGUGGUCGUUUUUGUACAAGAUCUAAAAAGACCUUGAAAGGAAGAGGUAAUUUUCAAAACCAAUCAAGUUCUUCCUUCUCAAUCAAUGUGCCGGUCAAACCAAAAGAUAGUCAGCCUGACGAAGAAUCUCCUAGCCAGACUGACUCUGUUGUUUCUGCUGAAACUGUUGCAGAAGAAGAAUCACCACCUGGAAUUACAAAAAUCCCUCUUCACACCCAGAAUGAAGAUAUUGUAUUGCAACUUCAGGAUAAACUGAAAGAUUGUGAGGUCACUGAAGAUCUUCUCAGUCAGACUGUCUCUAUUUUGUCUCCUGGAGUAUCCACAGAAGAUAAAACAUCAUCUUGUAGCACAGAAGUCUUUCAAAACAUUGAGGAGAAAGAUUCUAUAUUGAGAUCGUUUUCAUUCAGACUUCCAGUUGACGUUGCAGCAACCUCAGUGGCAGGAAUCGCAGAUCUGCGAUCCUGCGCUGAACUCUCCCCAUCGAAGGGUUUUGUAAGGAGCCAAAACCACCCUGUAGGGGAGGCGAAGGACACAACUCUCCUGCUUGACCCGGGGAAAGCCCUCAAUCCCAAAGGCGAAGAGCAGCAGUGGCCACCAUGCCUGCCACAAAGCUGGAACAGCCAAAGCAACAAAGGCAGUGCAGGAGCGAGUAGAGGAACAGUGUGUGACUGGCUGCAAGCCAGCCAGUUUGCACAAGAUUCCAGCCAUGGUUUUUCAACCACAGCUGUAGAAAUAUCAUUCCUGUCAGAGAAUGCUAAUGAUGAUCAGUGUGAGAGAAGAGAAGAAAUUGAGCUGACUAAAACUUCAGCCAAGCAGGAUGAUACAGAUGACUCUCAAGCUUAUGCUGCUGCUCCAGCUCUUGAUUCUUCCAGCCUUCCAAGUACCCUCAAUGAUAUUCCCCAUGAGUCUCUGCUGGUCAGAGAAAAAGAUAAUGAAUUGACUGAAAUUUCAGCCAAGCACCAGAAUGAUACAGAUGAUUCUCAAGCUUAUGUUGUUGCUCCAGCUCUUGAUUCUUCCAGCCUUCCAAAUACCCUCAAUGAUAUUCCCUUUGAGCCUGUGCUAGUGAGAGAAAAAGAUACUGGACUGACUGAAAUUUCAGCCAAGCAGAAUGAUACAGACGGUUCUCAAGCUUAUGUUGUUGCACCAGCUCUUGGUUUUUCCAGCCUUCCAAGUACCCUCAAUGAUAUUCCCCGUGAGCCUGUGCUAGUGAGAGAAAAAGAUACUGGACUGACUGAAACUUCAGCCAAGCACCAGAAUGAUACAGAUGGUUCUCAAGCUUAUGUUGUUGCACCAGCUCUUGGUUUUUCCAGCCUUCCAAGUACCCUCAAUGAUAUUCCCUGUGAGCCUGUGCUACUGAGAGAAAUAGAUACUGGACUGACUGAAAUUUCAGCCAAGCACCAGAAUGAUACAGACGAUUCUCAAGCUUAUUUUGUUGCUCCAGCUCUUGAUUCUUCCAGCCUUCCGAGUACCCUCAAUGAUAUUCCCUUUGAGCCUGUGCAAGUGAGAGAAAUAGAUACUGGACUGACUGAAACUUCAGCCAAGCAGGAUGAUACAGACGACUCUCAAGCUUAUGUUGUUGCUCCAGCUCUUGGUUUUUCCAGCCUUCCAAGUACCCUCAAUGAUAUUCGCUGUGUACCUGUGCUAGUGAGAAGAAAAGUUAUUGAAUUGGCUGAAAACCAAAGAGCAUGGGCACCUGAAGAUUAUCAGGAGCCACCCUGGAAUGUGAACCAAGCUGACCAGUAUCUCAAAGUCUCUGAAUGUUACAAAGACUCCGUGUCUACUUCUAUUUCUUCUAAUGGAAAUCGUAAUAUUGAAAGCCUGGUAAAAUCCAAGUCUUGUUCUCCAAGGAUUCAUCACAGCAUCAGUUCCAAGCAUUCUAGUACAAAUCAGACCUCAAGAGACUUACGUUGUCAAAGUCCAAAAUCCUACGUCAAGCAAGAAUGUAGCUCAAGAUCUUUUGGCAAGCGAGAGCUGUCCACUGAAAGACAGGACAGAAGUUCAAAAUUAUCCUGUAGGCGAGAACGUAGUUCAGGAUCUUCCCUCAAACAAGAAGUCUCUCCUCAAAGAGAAAAGCAUACAUCAAAAUCUCCUUACAGUCAAAAACAGUCUUCUCAGAAACGGGACCGUAACCCAAAAACCUCUCUCAUGCAAGAACAUAGUGUGAAAUCAACGCACAAGCAAAAGCAUAGUUCAAGUUCUCCAAAAAUGAAAGAAAAUUCAAAAUCUCAGAAGCUGGAUAGGUGGAAAAAGAAAAAGUCAGGAAGAAGUUGUUGCUGCCAUUGUAAUUACCAUUGUCAACAGAGCUGCAGUCCGUCCCGAGAGAGUUUGUGGCACAGAUGUUGCUCUCCUUCUUACUUAACUUGCAAAAUAGAACACCUCAAUGUUUCCAAAGAAAUAGGAAAUGUCUAUGGAAUGCCAUACCACCUUUCUCCAGAGAAGUCCAUUGCGAAUAAAAAGGAAAUAAGAGAGAGCAGACAAGUGGUGGAACCUAAGAUACCGGUAAUUGAAAAGAAAAGAAAAAGAGCAAAAUCAAGGACUGGAAGAAAACCUUUGAAGAUACAGUCAUCAACCAAAAAGAAGAGGACAAGCUCUCCUUGCCACCUUAAUGCUGAAGAAGAAACUUCAGUCCCAUCCUGGACUCCUAAAGACCGAUCUGCAGCAGUGCUGGCAAGAAAAGAAGAGCUUGAACAGGCCUACCUGCAGGUCCUUCUCAACUUUGGAGCAAUAGCCAUCAUGCUGGUGGAAAAGGAACCCUGCAUGAUAGAAGCAAUGAGCUCAGCACUACGAACUAACCUGAGAAAGAUUGGUAACUACUAUGAAUGCCUGCUAAAGAACUACAUUGACAGCUUAACUGAAGCCAAUUGAGAAGACCUCACAUUGGCAAAUCUACCUACUGUACCUGAAGCCUUUUCUAAGACAGUUAAUGGGAGGAAGCUUUCUGUUCUUCAGGCCCGGGAUAAAUGAUGGCCUUGGAGAAAGCCUCCUUUUGGUCGUAGAGCUGAGAAACCACUUUCUCCUGCAACAGCCGCAAGGCGCAUAAGUGACAGCUAGAAGAUUUGAAAGUAUUAUUGCAAUAUCAAUCCAAGGACUUUGGAAGAGAAAAUUGGGAGGAGGGAGGCACAAAGGAUAAACAGAGGAGUGGGAUGCCUAACGAAUUCUGAAUGGCUUUGGUAACUCAGGUCAGGUGGUAACUGGAAUAGGAGUAGAAUCUACUAAGUUUUAUACUUUGAGUUACAUGGAAGCAUCGCAUGUUCUUGGUAAGGGGGAAGAAGUUCUUAAUUUAGAUUAUUAAAAAUAUUGUUGAGCAGUUUUGAAUGUUGGACUUUGUGCAGAAGCAAGCUGGAGAAGGUCCCUGUUCUGUGUGGUCCAGUAAUACUCAAGAGCAGCCCUGAUGAAAAUAGUAUUUUCUCCUUUCAAAUCUAUGAAGUAAAUUUUUUUUUAAAAGAAUAAAAUCAUUUUGAAACAACUUAUAUCUCAGAGCUGCCUUUAUUGGUGAGUUUGCCUUCAAGGUGUUGUCCCUAUUCAGACAUAUUUUUUUAAACUUCUGGUUGUGGUUAGCAAGUUAAGUAUUCAAAUAAGAUAAUGAAGGUAGGCUUUCGGUCUAUUUUUCUUUAGCAUCUUUUCAAUAUAUCUCUAUGUGGAACUUUGGACAGUUAAUAAAGAUCCACCACAGGGUUUUAAAAUUUUAUGUGGACCAAAGAAAGGGGCUAUUAUUUACAUUAUGUUUCUCAUUCUCUGCAUUAAAAUUCAGAAAGUAUGUUGUUCCUUCUUU
Notechis scutatus (mainland tiger snake) is the source of this 4250-nucleotide messenger RNA. NCBI's taxonomy places the organism in Eukaryota, Metazoa, Chordata, Lepidosauria, Squamata, Elapidae. The record is from RefSeq and is a predicted model, not a curated record.